AUGAAAAAAGAUAAAGAUGGGAAAACUGUGCUUCAUAUUGCAGCAUAUAAUAAUAGUAACGAAACUGCAGAAGUUCUUAUUUCGCAUAAUGCAAAUAUCAAUGAAAAAGGUGAAGAUGGAAAUACAGCCUUUCAUAUUGCAACACGUAAUAAUAGUAAAGAAACUACAAUAAUUCUUAUUUCACUAAGUGCAAAUAUCAACGAAAAAGAUAAAGAUGGAGAAACUUCACUUGAUAUUGCAUGA
This is a messenger RNA of Trichomonas vaginalis G3, 243 nucleotides long. Its product is annotated as cyclin-dependent kinase inhibitor 2C-related family. The transcript has a single exon. The coding region runs from base 1 to 243 and encodes 80 amino acids. Gene Ontology annotation, molecular function: protein binding. Lineage: Eukaryota; Parabasalia; Trichomonadida; Trichomonadidae. Gene Ontology annotation, cellular component: nucleus; cytoplasm. The record is from RefSeq and is a predicted model, not a curated record.